AUGACGCACAAAGACGACGGCGCGAACAAGGGGAAGCGUAGAGCUCCAGCUUCCAAGAAGUCUUCUCCGCCGAAGGACGGCAACUCCAAAGACACAGUCACCGUCGAGAAGCCACCAUCCGCCGCCGACCUUGCCGACAUUACUGUCGAAGGCGAAGGCGACGAUAGCGUCCCGAUCUUCGACACCUGCGACGAUGUCCGUAAGAAGAUACGCGACCAUCUCGGCAAACCAGGCGUGAAACAGACCACUUUCGCCCGCGACCUCUCCGAGCUAGUCAGGUCCGAGCAGGUCCAAGCACGACACAUCAGCAAAUUCCUUACCUUCAAAGGCCCGCGAGGUAGUGGACACAACCCAGCAUUCUACGCAGGCUACAUGUAUUUCGAGAAGCUGAGGACCAAGCAAGGCGAGAAGAAGAGCGCAAAGCGCGAGAGGCUGGAGGAUGCGUGGAAGGCUGACGGAGGCUUUCCACGUGAAGGAACCCACAACAAAAGGCUGCUGAUGGUGAAGGGUGAGACUUGGAGCUAUGAUCAGUUGGGUCAAAUACAGAUCUCUGGUCAUCCGAGAGGCGGCGGCAUUAACAUGAAGCCGGCGCGCAAGUGA
Messenger RNA from Saxophila tyrrhenica, 600 nucleotides. RefSeq lists its product as uncharacterized. The transcript has 2 exons. NCBI's taxonomy places the organism in Eukaryota, Fungi, Ascomycota, Dothideomycetes, Mycosphaerellales, Extremaceae. The record is from RefSeq and is a predicted model, not a curated record. Bases 1 to 600 code for a protein of 199 amino acids.